Pseudozyma flocculosa PF-1 is the source of this 2175-nucleotide messenger RNA. RefSeq lists its product as uncharacterized. The transcript has 2 exons. NCBI's taxonomy places the organism in Eukaryota, Fungi, Basidiomycota, Ustilaginomycetes, Ustilaginales, Ustilaginaceae. The record is from RefSeq and is a predicted model, not a curated record. The coding region runs from base 1 to 2175 and encodes 724 amino acids.
AUGCUUCUAGAUCCAUCAGCUGAUCUCUCGUCCAGUCCCGUCGACAAAGGACCCAUGUCCUCGACAUCCUCUUCCGCACGCUCGAGCCCCGCCCGCCCGCGAUUCGAAGUUGAAAUCUACGCCCAUGCCCUCAAGGCUCGACUCGAACUUGCCUCGUUCAAGGCCAUCAACGGCCUGGGCAAGGCCAACAUCGACGACCUCGAAAGAAGCGCAGACCUCUCGUCGACCAUGAGGGCCGUCGCCCCCUCGCCGUGGCAACCAUCCCAGCCCACGCCGUCGGGUCAGGUUUCCGCCGCCUUGCAAUCCAGCGCCACUGACGGCCAGGGUUCCUCGUCGCCAUCUAAGACGCCCGACCUGGUGCGGGACUCGAAAGCGGCCACCGCUGCCACAAAGGCCCCACGGUCCAUCUACGCCGACAUCUUUGGCAAGGACUUUGGUCGAGACCCACCAUUGGUCCAGGCAAGCCCGGUCCGGGCGACCGACUCGCGAGCCAAGGCUACCGUUCCCAGCGUGGGCCGCAACUCGUCGCAGAGCACCCCUUCCUCCUCGCGCUUGAUCGGCACAUCUUCCCUGCUGGACAAGGCCGCCUCUUCGCCGCAGCUCGGAUCGCCAGAGCGCAGGAAUGGCCGCUUCGACUGGCACAACAACCCCUCCGCGGAGAUGAAGGCUCGCGAGCAGGAGCUUGCUGCGAGCGGCCACCACUUCGAAGUCCCGGCCAUUUCGCCCACGAAGCGUGUCCGGCUAACGUCGGCCGCAGGCGCCCUGCUCGCCUCGCCGCGACGCGCUCGCAUGCACAGCAGCGGCAACAGCCAGGCACCGGCCUUCCUGCCUAACGGCCACCUCGCAUCGUCGUUGGCACAAGGUCUCGGAAUCAGCGCACCUCGCACUCCACGUUCGCGCUACAACUCGGCCGCCGGGCGCCAGGCAGUGCCCCAUCUGCCUCCCGGGCAGCAGAUGGACCAAGACCAAGAGGAGCGUGACCGCGUAGCCAGCACGCUCGCCAUGAUGGCCGAAGACAGGGCCGCUGCCAAGCAAACCGACAGCAGCGGCAGUGGCGGCAGCAGCAGCGGCGGCGGUGGCAGUGAAAGGCAGGCGCUCCCUGCCACUCCGCGAAAGGGAGGCUUCGCCGAUCCCGGCAGCAUCACACCUGUGCGGGCCGGCAGCCACCGCGGACAUCGUCGAAACGUUUCGUGGGCCAAUCCGAGCGACAGCUUGCACGCGCAACAGCGGUCGCAGCGACAACAUCUCGAAGCUGCGCAGCCGGACAGGCCGAAGACACCCGAGCGUCGCAUCAACGAUGACGACGAGGGCGCUGCGCACUACCUCCUCUACCUCGCAUCCUCCCCCUCGCCCGCCGGCGCCACUCGAUCCACGGCAAGGUUCGAAGGCGCAACACCCUCCCUUCACCCACUUCGAUCCACAACAGGUGGACUCAACGGCCUCCAGGAUGCUGCAGAGCCCACCAACGGCUCUGUUGCGCCUGCGUCUAGCAACGAAUCGGACAGCCCGAGCAGCGAAGCGGCCAAGCGCAAACGGGAUAGCGAGGGUCGAAUGCCAAUCACGCCUCCGUCAUCUGGACGAGCGCGGCAUCAGCGGAACCCCCUUAGGCCACUGGAGAGUCUGUCGAGUUCAGACACCAGCGACCAGAGCAGUCACCAGCCGCCGCAGCUGGGCUCGCCCCCACGCACACCGCCACGGACCGCCGCCCCGCUGCCGCGAGGUCCGGACGUGGCCAACGCGUCAUCCGCCCUGUACGACUGGUCGGGCGAUGCGGCUCCAAAGACGCCGCCGCCGCUCAUGCAGCCACACACCCCGCAAGCGCCCGGCUCGGAGUUCUCCUAUGCCGAGUUUGUCAACGUUAGCCCGAGCCCCAAGCCCCGCACCGUCGGACGGACGCCCGGCACCAGCGGCCGAGCAUGGACGGACGCACACGGUCUCGGUAGAGCGCCCACGUCCGGCAGCGGUGCGGACGGCACGCCGAGUCGAGGUACAGCUUCGCGCGGCCGGUUCCUGCACCGCUACGACGACGAAUGGAACGAGGAUGCUUGGGACUCGGCCGCCACGACGCUGACGCCCGGUCCGGCUGCCAAGGUCCUCGCGAGGCAUUCGAGGACAUCGUCUUCGGCCUCGAUCGGCAGCAACCCUGCACCCGCCCGCACCCUCGACUUUGACUGA